AUGAAUUUCAUAUCUAUCUAUCUAUCUAUCUAUCUAUCUAUCUAUCUAUCUAUCUAUCUAUCUAUCUAUCUCAGUCUAUUCAUCUCUAUCUCACUUCCUAUUUAUCUAGAGAUCUCAGUUUAUUCAUAUCUAUCUGGAGACCUGUUUAUUCAUAUCUAUCUAUCUAUCUAUCUAUCUAUCUAUCUAUCUAGAGAUCUAGAGAUCUACCUAUCUAUCACUGAUAGAGAUAUCUCAGUUUAUUUAUAUCUAUCUAGAAAUCUGUUUCUUUCUUUCUAUCUAUCUAUCUAUCUAUCUAUCUAUCUCAGUUUUUUCAACAUCUAUCUAUCUAUCUAUCUAUUUAGAGAUCUCAGUUUCUUCAACAUCUAUCUAUCUAUCUCAGUUUAUUCAUAUCUAUCUAGAGAUCUGUUUCUAUCUAUCCAUCUAUUUAUCUAUCUCAGUUUCUUCAGCAUCGAUCUAUCUAUCUAUCUAUCUAUCUAUCUAUCUAUCUAUCUAUCUAUCUAUCUAACUAGAGCUACCUAUUUAUUACUGAUGGAUAGAGUUUCUCAUCUCUUUUGCCCGCCAAACGAUCGGAAUUUCUUUACCACGAGCCAAAACAACAAAACCCACGUUUCAACCCCGCCCCCUGCCACACACACACACCCUCCCACAAAUCAAUCUUCACAACCUUUUCACUUUUCAUCAUUCAUCCGACGAAGUGAUAGUGGCUUGAUUCGCAGCAUCUUCCUCCUCCCUCCUCCCUUCCCAGCUUUAUUCAUUCCUCCCACCUGUGUUUUUUGUUUCAUCAGACUACCCGGUCGGCCAUCUUGUUUGUUGGCUACUCCUAUUGUCAGACCCGACAGAACUGCCACCUCCACACCAGCAAAAUCGGACCAGCCACCCAGCAUACCCGGCCAUUUAUUAAAUCCAUUCAUCCACCCGCCUGUCCAAACAAAAGCUUUUUCGUAUUGGAACCUCGCUUACAUCAAAUACGCUUUUCAAGGCCCAUCGCUUUUCAUCUGUCAUGUUUUCUAUAUCAAUGCCUGUCAGUAUCUUUGUUUCACUUCGGCAAUAUUCAUUGUAAUCUAUCUUUCUAUCUAUCUUAUCUAUCUAUCUCAGUCUGUUGAUAUCUAUCUAUCUAUCUAUCUAUCUAUCUAUCUAUCUAUCUAA
This is a messenger RNA of Acanthosepion pharaonis, 1146 nucleotides long. The record is from the annotation of a GenBank genome assembly. NCBI's taxonomy places the organism in Eukaryota, Metazoa, Mollusca, Cephalopoda, Sepiida, Sepiidae.